CGGGCCCUUGAGUGGGGGCCGGGCCGAACCGGGGCGCCGUUCUUACUGCGAGUUCCUGCUGGCCAGGGGACGAGCUCUCCCUUCCGCCCCGGGACUCCCACACCCAGGGGACCUCGCUGCCCUGGGACUCCCCCACCCAGCCCGGGCCCAGCUGGGGUGAAGCGUAGCCCGUCCGAGCGUCUUGGGGAGCUUUUACUGCUCCCGGGCCUGCAGCCCGCCCUGGGGUACUCUGCGGGGUACGGAGGUUUGGGGGACCCUCCUCCCUACGCCCCCCGGGGACGGGACGGUGCUCUUCAGGCACGGCCUCUUCGGAGGUUGGGUUGGUUGUGUUUUGAUUGUUAAGAGAAGCAAAGUGGGGGCACCCGACCAUAGUGUUGGUAAGGUUUCCGCUUAGAUGUUCUUGGACACCACGGAAGGCUACCCGGAGGAGGUGGCCGUGUGCGUGGAGGGGAGCUGCUUGAGGGACUGCAGGAUGCUUUGCGUGUGGGAUGGAAAAUGGAUUCCGUGUCUAUAACACUGAUCCGCUGAAAGAAAAAGAAAAACAAGAAUUCCUAGAAGGAGGAGUUGGUCAUGUGGAAAUGUUAUUUCGUUGCAACUAUUUGGCUUUGGUUGGUGGUGGAAAAAAGCCAAAAUACCCUCCCAACAAAGUGAUGAUCUGGGAUGACCUGAAAAAGAAGACUGUUAUUGAAAUAGAAUUUUCUACAGAAGUCAAAGCUGUCAAAUUGCGCCGGGAUAGAAUCGUAGUUGUUUUGGACUCCAUGAUUAAGGUGUUUACAUUCACACACAAUCCCCAUCAGCUACAUGUUUUUGAAACCUGCUAUAACCCUAAAGGCCUCUGUGUCCUGUGUCCCAAUAGUAACAACUCCCUCCUGGCCUUUCCGGGCACACACACGGGCCACGUGCAGCUCGUGGACCUGGCCAGCACUGAAAAGCCGCCCGUGGACAUUCCCGCCCAUGAGGGCGUCCUGAGCUGUAUUGCUCUCAACCUGCAGGGAACAAGAAUUGCAACUGCAUCUGAAAAAGGGACCCUUAUAAGAAUAUUUGACACUUCAUCAGGGAAUUUAAUCCAGGAAUUAAGAAGAGGAUCUCAAGCAGCUAAUAUUUAUUGCAUUAACUUCAAUCAGGACGCUUCCCUCAUCUGCGUAUCCAGUGACCAUGGCACAGUGCACAUUUUUGCUGCCGAAGAUCCUAAAAGGAAUAAACAGUCUAGUUUGGCAUCAGCCAGUUUCCUUCCGAAAUACUUCAGUUCCAAGUGGAGUUUUUCCAAGUUUCAGGUUCCCUCAGGCUCUCCAUGCAUUUGUGCCUUUGGAACAGAGCCCAAUGCUGUCAUCGCGAUCUGUGCCGAUGGCAGUUACUACAAAUUCCUCUUCAACCCCAAGGGGGAGUGUAUCCGAGAUGUCUACGCGCAGUUUCUAGAAAUGACCGACGACAAGCUGUGACUUCGCCAGGAACAUGAUCAACACCCAUGGCCGUUGCCCCCAGAGCACUGAGUGUGCCCCUCAAACUCCUGGGGCUGGUGCCAGCGCCCUGGGCCCUGUGGGUGACAGGCUGCAGGGACUAACUGGGAAACCUUGGUUGAAGCCAUAUGUGAUGUCUGUUUCCUGAGCAUGGCUUCCCCCUUUCAGUAUUAAAGAAGUGUCACCAAGGCAUCUUGGACACUCUGGUGGCUCUGAACAGCUGUGCUGCUGGUGGCUUGUUACUUAGUUCAACUGUGACGCUGGCUUUCGUGGUUCCACCCAUCAUCAUACCUGUAGUCAGGAGCUCCGCACUUAGGGACGGGUUUGGGAAAGGGAGGGAAAAGUGAAGCUUGCUUUUGACAACAGACUCCGUCAUUCUUACCGAGUUUAUAAUGGGGAAAGGAGCAAGUUUGUCAACGUUCUUACAUUAUAUAUACCAGAUUUUAAGCAGAAUCAGUACCAGCAGCUUGCCUUAGAAUAGAAGGGACUUGAUCCCUUCUCCCAUCUGAACACUAAUAACAACCAACACACUUGUGUUCUCAGACACAAGGUGGGCAUUUCCUUUGUGAGUCUGAGUCCUGGUCUUCUCGUGCCUGGUCUGCCCUGUUAUUUGGCUGUAUGUGCUCAGUGCUAGGUCCAGUCUUGCUGUCGGAGCUGUGAGAACUGAGGCAGUGCCCUGCCAGUGAUAGAGACUGUGCACUGCCCAUAGUGUCCUGGUGAAACUCCCUGUUACCUGUAGGGAACAGUCAACAUGAUUUUAAAAUUGGUGACAGGACAAAGUAUCAGUGUCCAGGCCUGGAAGGGAGCCCGUCACCAUCUCAGACAGUGCUGAGCUGUGCAGCGCAGUGUGUGGCCUCAGCCUGCCCCCCACCAUCUUCACCCCAAUAUUGAUGAGGAUAGUUGCACACUAACAUUUUGAGAAUGAAAGGCACAUGACUUUUUUUUUUAACGUUUGGUAACUAAAAUAGGUUAUGAUUUCUAUAUUGUUAGUAUUACUUUUGAGGUAUAUAUUUUUCAGUUCGCUUAAAAAAUAAAAAACUUAACCAUACGGUUUUGAUUUCAGGUUGCAAACAUUUAAAAUCUACAGCCACAAGUUCUCAGUUUUGCCAGUUUCUUUACUGUCAUGUAAUCAGCUAACUUUGUGAAUUUCAAUGUAAGUUAUGCAUGUUACUUUUACAUGUAUUUAAUCAUGGCAUUUAAUUUUGCACAAUUAUUUGUAAUGUUUCUUUUAAAUAAAAUUGACUAAUUUUGUUGUA
Molecule: messenger RNA, 2713 nt
Organism: Erinaceus europaeus (western European hedgehog)
Lineage: Eukaryota; Metazoa; Chordata; Mammalia; Eulipotyphla; Erinaceidae
Gene: WDR45B
Product: WD repeat domain 45B
Exons: 10
Coding region: 489-1439 (316 amino acids)
Biological process (GO): nucleophagy; protein localization to phagophore assembly site; protein lipidation
Cellular component (GO): extrinsic component of membrane; cytosol; phagophore assembly site membrane
Molecular function (GO): protein binding; phosphatidylinositol-3,5-bisphosphate binding; phosphatidylinositol-3-phosphate binding
Source: RefSeq, a predicted model, not a curated record